CCUGUCUGUAUCCGUCUGGUGCCUCCGCCACUUUUCAGGGAAAUGCUUUCGGGAAGUCCCAAGAUCUCGUGCUGUUGUUGUCUGUUGCCUUCCUAGAGGCUCGCGCGCUCUCCUCUCCUCUCCACCAGCUUUCCUGGAUUUUGUCUCGGAACAUCCGGGAAAAGUAAUAACCCGGGAUCUAACCAGAGAUGCUUUUCUGGUCCCUUGGAGGAGUGUAUUCUCAGAAAACAUUGGCUCUAGACGGGUCCAGAAGGCAAGAGUAAAUCCAGUCUACAUGCACAGAGUCCACUGGCUCAGCUUGAAAGUGUUUUCAUGAGUUAACACUGGGACCAGAUCCACCCUUCGUUCCCUGCAGCCAAGCAAUCUGCAGCCAAGCAAUGGGCCAAAAAAUCUCAGGGAGCAUAAAGUCUGUCGAUGUUCGGGAGCCCCCUUACAGACCUGUCAAAAGAGAACUGAGGGGUCCAGAUUUCUGCAAGCCUGCGAGAUUGGAUAUGUUGCUGGAUAUGCCCCCGGCCCAUUUGGAGGUCCAGUACAAGCACGCUUGGAACAAUGAAGACCGAUCCUUAAAUAUAUUUGUGAAGGAAGAUGACAAACUGACAUUUCACAGACACCCGGUAGCCCAAAGCACAGACUGCAUCCGAGGCAAAGUUGGGUAUACGAGGGGCCUACAUGUAUGGCAGAUCCACUGGCCCGCCAGGCAGCGAGGAACACACGCUGUGGUUGGAGUGUCAACGGCAGAAGCGCCUUUGCAUUCUGUAGGAUAUACGUCGUUGGUUGGUAGCAAUAAUGAGUCAUGGGGCUGGGACCUUGGGCGCAACAAACUUUAUCACAACUGCAAAAAUCAGCCUGGGGUGACAUACCCCGUAUUUUUGGAACCAGACGAGUCUUUUGUACUCCCAGACUCCUUACUGGUGGUUUUGGAUAUGGAUGAAGGGACACUUAGCUUCAUUGUGGAUGGACAGUACCUCGGAGUGGCCUUCAGGGGACUAAAAGGGAAAAAACUCUAUCCUAUAGUCAGUGCGGUAUGGGGGCACUGUGAAAUCACAAUGAGAUACAUCAACGGACUUGAUCCGGAACCCCUGCCUCUCAUGGACCUGUGCCGAAGAUCAAUCCGCUUUGCUCUGGGCAGAGAACGCCUGCAUGAUAUAGAAACUCUACCUUUGCCUCAGUCUUUGAAAAAUUAUUUACAAUAUCAGUAAUACGAAUUCUAGACCUCUAAAUGGUAGAAAUUGUUUACAUCAGAAUAUAAAUCUUCGUGGUGGAUAUUUUGAGUGUUAUUUAAUUAUUAUUUUUAAACAUUUUUUUUUUUAAAUCAACCGUGGCAGAACAUUUUGGAGACUACUAAGGAAUGUGAAAACUCUUUGAGUUGGUUUAGAUCUUUCAGUGAAAUUAUUGUUGCCUACACUGUUAGCAGCCUUGUUAUGCAGAAUCCAAAGCUUGCUUGUCUUCACAGGUCACAUCCAAAGAUGAGCUGUAUGUUGAUUUAGGUCUGGUGCUGGAUAUGCAGCCAGG
This is a messenger RNA of Lacerta agilis (Sand lizard), 1512 nucleotides long. It is a transcript of the gene SPSB4, whose product is annotated as splA/ryanodine receptor domain and SOCS box containing 4. Gene Ontology annotation, molecular function: protein binding. Gene Ontology annotation, cellular component: SCF ubiquitin ligase complex. Gene Ontology annotation, biological process: intracellular signal transduction; proteasome-mediated ubiquitin-dependent protein catabolic process. NCBI's taxonomy places the organism in Eukaryota, Metazoa, Chordata, Lepidosauria, Squamata, Lacertidae. The coding region runs from base 378 to 1199 and encodes 273 amino acids. The record is from RefSeq and is a predicted model, not a curated record. The transcript has 3 exons.